Messenger RNA from Octopus bimaculoides (California two-spot octopus), 1222 nucleotides. RefSeq names its product UPAR/Ly6 domain-containing protein qvr. Lineage: Eukaryota; Metazoa; Mollusca; Cephalopoda; Octopoda; Octopodidae. Gene Ontology annotation, biological process: positive regulation of voltage-gated potassium channel activity; sleep; regulation of synaptic transmission, cholinergic. The record is from RefSeq and is a predicted model, not a curated record.
GUAAUCGUAGUCGUAGUCGUAGUAGUGUGUAGGAACAACACUCUUUAUAUAAGAGUGAACACAACUACGGCGAUUAAAGCUCGGCAACGCAACGGUAAACGUACAUAACGUAACAAGCAAAAAGGCUGCUGCCGUUUUCAAAAUAAAACCGAGUCAGCCACACAGGGAGAGAGGGCGAGAGGGGGAGAACAAUCUAUAAAAUAACAUUAGAAUGGUAGUUAAGAGACUACACAAUGAUCCGGUUUUGGAUAUUCACAGCAUUUCUCAUUUCUCUUGGUUGCUAUAUCUGUGUGAAAGCUCAGGACGACUUUUCAAGUCCUGUAACAUGUUAUAAAUGCAUGGGAACUAUGGUGAACAGUUCUUGUGCUGAUCCGGUGAACGUGAACAACAUCUCAAUGAAAGAAUGUCCACAAGGACUGUGUAUAAAAUGGACGAGAAAGCUCGGUGGAGUUUGGUAUAUGGAAAGAACGUGCUCAGAUGAUCUUACAAUCUACAUCAGCCUAAUAGACCGUGUGUGUCGGACGGAGCGAAAUGGAAAUGGUUAUUUAUGUAUGUGUGGCAAACAUUUAUGCAACGCAGCUAACUCUCCUGUCACAGAAUCUCUGUACAUCAAAACGAUUGCAGUUACAGCUCUUUCGUUAAUAUUCAUGGUGCUGCAAUUAAUAUUAUGAUUUGUUCUAUCUUUUUCAUCUUCCUUACGCGCUAGCUGAACACACAGCGGUCCAUGUCGGACGUAGCUAUUGGGAUCAUACGAAAUAGGUGUUUCAACAACAACAGCAACAACAACGACAACAAAAAAUACUCUAAAUUAGUGAAUAUUUCACAGUUGAUUAUGUUUGUUUUUGUUUUUAACUUUAUUUUUUAUUCGUUUGUUUAAAAUGGCAAUGGAAGGUACUGGGUGAGAAUUUAUAAUUCUUGUCAGCACAGUUAAUGUAACUGAAGUAGUAAUUGUUGCUGCUGCCAUCUUGUUCUUCUUCUUGUUUUAUUCAACCGUUGCACUUUCAGGAAUAUGACCGUGAUUGUGCCCAAGAAGUUCUUUAAGAUUAUCAGAUUCACAACACCUCAAAAUUCGAAUAUUGAUGAAAUGAAAAGAAAAAAAUACCUUUUAUAUUUCAAGAGAGAGGUUAUCGCCUCUUUGUAGCUAUAUAUGUUAGUAAACUUCAACAUGCAAACAGCGAACCACUUCGUAAGCAUCAGAAAAAAAAAAAAGCACAAUGCAAAU